This is a messenger RNA of Rhopilema esculentum, 3153 nucleotides long. Its product is annotated as globin. The record is from RefSeq and is a predicted model, not a curated record. NCBI's taxonomy places the organism in Eukaryota, Metazoa, Cnidaria, Scyphozoa, Rhizostomeae, Rhizostomatidae. Gene Ontology annotation, molecular function: oxygen binding; heme binding.
AGAAGCAUAUUUUUCAUAAUGAAUAAUUCAUACAUUAUGAUUACUGUUUGUUUAUUUUUUAUAAGCCAAUAUCAACCGGUUAAAAGCGUCUUUCCAAAAGUAGGGUCUUUGGUUGUAGUUCUAGUUUGAAUUAAAACGGAGAUUUUUAAUUUUCUCUAUUGGAACGUCAACUUUUGUACUAACUAAUAUUGCAAACAAGACAACAACAAAUAAUUUGUGUUAUGCAAACAUUUUCGUUAUGAAUAAAAGAUUUGUAGGCAAAUGCAAAAUAUAUAUGCUUUUGCAAUAAUACUGUUUUCUAUUUUUUGUUGAGGGAUAUUCAAUUGCAUGUUCUUGAAAUAUUACUUUUAGUUUCGUUGUUUGCCACCUUGCCAUUAACAUUUCUUGUUUUUGCAAAAUGGCAUUGCCAUUAUUGCUGUUAUUAGUCCCUUUGUUUUAAGUAAUAAUCAUGCUAGCCAAAUUAAGGUGUAUUUUUCAUGUGAUUUCUAUGCUGUGUUUUGUUUGUGGAUUGAGUCGCGUAAAAUUAGCUAUUAAGUUGAGCGGGGAUCAAGUUGCCGUCGCGUACAAUCGCAACCUUGGAUUAAAGUUGACAUUGUGCAGUUGUGGUCGUUAAUUUUAUGGAGUCAGGGAGAUUGUUUAAUCCAAUAAAUGCGUGAAGAUUCUUUGAACGUUUCGUUGAACUAGGGCUCACGCUUUCGAUAGCACUAUUCAGUGUUAUUACAUUGGUGCCCAGUGUGAGGAGCUCACGACCAUCCAUAACAGAAGCUCUACGUAGCAAGGAAUUUCAGAUGUUGACAGCAGAAAGACGUUACUUGCACUUCUAUUUGCCUAAAAACGAGAAAUGGGACUGAGGAUGUGUUUACAAGGAAAUAAGACAACCAUACUGUAAAAGCAUCCUAGGGCUAAGUUCCAGUACAUUCCUGUACUUGUUUAAAGAAAUCGGGCCAGAAAGAAAGCAAUGUUCCCGCGUCAAAGCAUACAAAUACAGCAAAAUCCGGCCCAGUAUAUCAUUUUUCAGAGAGCAUGGUCAACCUUGUUGCUAGCGCAAAUGGGCUGCAAAGUAUCCGUAUUGAAAGAAAGGACAGUCAAUCAGAACCCAGUUGUCUUUCCAUUGUCUCUUUAUCAGAAAGCAUUAGUACAGGAAUCUUGGCCUAUCAUCGAGAACCAGGCACUGAUUUUUGGAACAGGAGUCUUCUACAAAAUGUUUUUGUCAAAACCUGAAAUGGCAAAUAUGUUCCCGGAUGUCAAAGGCGUUGAGGAUUUAGAUAAUAUGCUUCAACAGCAAAAAUUGUCCGGACAUCCUAGAAUCAUCGUUAACACACUGCAAGAUGCUGUUGCAUCUCUAAAUGAUGCUGGUCUGUUUGUUUCAAAAAUGGAGUAUGUUGGUAGUCUGAUGGUUGAAUUUGCUAUAAGCACAGAACAGCUUAAGAAUGUUGCCAGUGCUGUUGACAGUCAAGUUCAAGACUUGAUUCAUGGGGAGAUUCAUAGCGAUGAGAUAUUACAAGCUUGGAGAGAGCUUUUUUCUUUUAUAUGCGUUCUGAUGAAACGAGGGCAUGAAAAGAAACUUUCACUUAACAAGAAUAAAUGAACGAGUUUACAUUCAUAAGCUUUAGUCGACUUGGCGACGUCAAGAAACUGCUUGGCAACGUCAUCAUUAGGUUCAUUUGUAGAGAAAGAACCAUGGUUGCUAGAUGUUGACAUCGUAAAAGCCUUGGUUAGAACUUCUUGAAUUGAACCAUAUUACUUGAAAGAACUUCAUAAAAUGCUGAUCAAAUGAAACUUUACCGAAGUUAAUUUCACCAGGGCUGUUGUAGAAUUUAAUUUUACAAAGGGUUCUUACUUUAUUUGAAUUUUACUAUUUACCUUUGGUCGUUGAAGGCUCGUGCUUUCAUUCUCGUAUUAAGCCUUUAUGUGCUGCUUUUUAUGUGUUUGUGACAAACAGAGAAGCAGCACAUAAAAGAGGAAAUUCAUCAAAGAUUUAUUGGGGACAUUUUGCUUUCAAAUGUAGGAAAAAAUGAUUAUUUUGGAAAAAGAGAACUUUAGUUGCACCAUGUCCAUAAAGACAUAAAAAGCUAAAGAAUAAUGUCCAUGAGUAAAGGUUCGUCUAACUGCUGAAAAGACACUAAUAUAUGUCCCCAAUAGAAAGUCAUGCCUACUACCAAAUCAGGGAAAAAUUAUUUUUUUUAUCAUAAAGGAAUGUCUUAUUAACACUAAUUAAUAAAUGUUAAGAAGAUCUUUGAAAUUGAGUGUACCUUCGUUCCUUAAAGUUCAACCAAGCAACAGUUAUUGUGGAUCAAUGUGAAAAUAAUUGCCAAGUUAAGGUAGUCAUGUGUAGGCGUGUAGUGUUAUCAAAAUAACAAGGGGAGGGGGGCUCUUGGACAAAAUGUUGCAAAAACAAUAGCAAAAGUAUAAACCAGAAGCUUUUUGGUAUUAAUCAGCCGCCCUAACCCCCUUUCACUACACCUUUGGUCACGUGCUUUAAUCUUUUUAACGAAGUUCUUUUUAGAAAUGUCAUACUUGAUGUAGAUAGCUUUGAUUUUCUUGUAAAACUUAGAAAUGCCAAUCUCUAGAAAACUGAAAUUUUUUGGAAACUCUGAGGAACGGAGGAAUAGCAGAGAUCUAGAGUAAAUAUAUGUAACUUAUAAAUCAAAAACUGUAUGUCUCUUAUUUCAGCAGCUACACCCUUUUUAACAGUUUUGUUCAUAAGAAUAUCUAAAAUAUUACAAGAAUAUUGCUCAGCCUUAGCUAGCUUGCGUAUUUUUGUCUCGUUUUUCAGCAGUUGCCAGUCGAUGUUCUUGAAUGGGAAUAACAGAACGUACAUAUCUUGCUUCUCAAAAAGCGUGGUUUGUAUUCACGAGUGUAGUAUAUUCCCCUUAAAAUGACAAUCCUUUAAGAGUAUAUUAAGGCUCAAAACGAAAAUUUAUUGAGAAUGUCGAGGCUGGAAAGUUUAUAGUUUUCUCGUAAAGAAAAGAGUGUAUGAAUAAAUCCUUGUCAUAAGUAAUUAGUCAAAAAUGAAGUAUUUUGAAAGCAUCCUCUUUUGAUAAUAUACUAUAUUCUAUAAAAAUAGCAAAAUCGACAGUUUUCUCUUAACCACAGGACUUUUAAGUGCUUGUUGUAAAACUUCAAAAUAACUUCUUGAUUAUGGUUUCUUCG